ACAUCCUGUGAAUCAUCUGGCUCAUCUGACGUUGUUUACUUCAAACGCGGAAAAGCAAACAGAAGAAAUUGCACAGCGGUCCGUUCUCUCUUCGUAUCUACAGAGUGAGGAUAGAAGCAUCUUACAUGCCAAUUCACGACAUUUCGUCACAAUAGUGGCAGAAAACGUCAACUGCCCUUGACCAGGCUACAGCACAUACAGAAAUGGCAUCUGCAUGCUAUCAGGACAUUGAGAAAGAUUUCAUAAAAUGUGGAGAAACACAAGAUUCAAGGAAAUACCUACAGCAGGUGUCUGAUGCAGUGUUCAAACAUCAUCAUGCUAGUAUUGCUCUCAAGAAGCCAAAGGAAUCAGAGUGGAAGAUUGCGGGCCUGGAUGACACGUCCUACAAAGGAGAAGAGGAAAUUAAGGAGUGGAAGAACUUCUACCUAAACAGUGUGGAGAUGGAGGUGUUAGGAGCUGUGGAAAACCUCGUCCCGACAGAGAGUGGCCAGCUGGUCAUAAUGCUGUGUGAGGACCGUCAGGUGUAUGCUUAUGACGGAGAGGAGAUGCACCUGGUCGCUCUGAGCCUGGGGGAAGUCUUUGACUCUGGGCUUCAGUAUCCUGGCAUCAAGUCCUUCUACAGAGGGGAGUGCUUUAAGAACAUGACUAAAGAAGACUGGGCCACGGUAAGACAGGGCAUAGUGGGGAGGAGACUUGAAAAGGAGCACCAGGAUUUACUGAGACAAGCCAAACCCAGCUUCCUGAGUUGUCUUGACUCCAUCAAAGGAGCAAGCCGCACAGUCACAGGUGCCUGUAGCUAUCACAAACCAGUGGAACCUCCAACAGUACUUGAUGGACUUCGUACGGUUGAAAUCCUGUGAACGGGAUCCAAAUUCAAACAAAUCUCAUAAUUCAAAUUCCUCAAACAUACACGUAUUAUACACCAUUUUAAAGAUACACUUGUUGUUAAUCCCACCACAGUAUCCGAUUUCAAAAAGGCUUUACGAGCAUACCAUGCGAUUAUGUUAAGUGAGUGCCUAGUCACAAAAAACAGCCAUUUUUCAAGCCAAAGAGAAGAGUCACAAAAAGCAGACAUAAAGAUACAAUUAAUCACUAACCGUUGAUCUUUAUCAGAUGCCCCCCAAAAGAAAUAUGCCGUCUGUAGCCUGCACUCUUAAUAGCGUUUGGAGAUUACGUGAUAUGUUUUUAAUUUUCCAGGUAGGCUACAUCGUUUGUAAAGCGGAUUGUGCUUAAUUUUAAGAAUUGAGCUAUGAAUAUAGCAACAUGAGAAAGCUGGGAUCCUCUUUUAAAUAGUAGCCACUCAAAACUCUGUUCUCACACACGAUUGCGCAAUGACUGGGCUUAUAAGAACCCAUUUCACUAGGCUCUGUAGGCUAUGGGCUCUCCAACUGUGUUCCAGGGGUCUUGGGACUACAUGCUACGUUUGGAGUUAUUUGGCCACUUUAGUUGUGAAUCAACGUUAUCAAAACAUAUAGGCCUAUGUGCUAGGCUACAUGAAGCUUGCGAGUAUGAUUAGAAAAACUCCCACAAAAAAAUGCAUGCGCUGUUUCUUGCCUUAGACUGCACACGCUGGGCAUCAUUCACAAGUGAUAAUAUUCUCACCCCCAUCAAACUAUUUUCAAUUUAAUCUAGUCUUUACACAUACUAAAUAAUAUGUGUGAAAUUUGGUUUUGAUUUAGAAUUGGCCAUUAUCAUGCACCUGUUGGAACAGGGGAUGGGGGAAAAAGACAUGUUGUCCUUGAAUAGCAAAUGGAGGAUGCUUUCCCCUAGGUUAAUUUUCUUGCCAGCCAGUUCGGCUACUCCAGUAGCCGAAGUCUUAUCUGACUGUAUAUUUACAGCAGUGGUAGAAAAUUCAGUAAACAUGUUGAUAACUUUGAAUGUUUAACUUUUUCCCCUCCAAAGUACGCAUGUUACCUGUUUAAACCUCUCCUGCACAUUCUUCCUGUCACAUCACUCCUGAACCAUUCCAUACUCUACAGCUCUACAGGAGUCUACACUACCAACCAAUCACUUAAUCUGCCCCAGAAGCUCUGUGCUGGACCAAUCAUAUAUUUUGUGCACUAAUAAACAAAUAUACACAAAUUAA
Oncorhynchus tshawytscha (Chinook salmon) is the source of this 2086-nucleotide messenger RNA. RefSeq lists its product as uncharacterized. The record is from RefSeq and is a predicted model, not a curated record. Bases 204 to 860 code for a protein of 218 amino acids. Lineage: Eukaryota; Metazoa; Chordata; Actinopteri; Salmoniformes; Salmonidae. The transcript is spliced from 6 exons.